Messenger RNA from Microthlaspi erraticum, 1443 nucleotides. NCBI's taxonomy places the organism in Eukaryota, Viridiplantae, Streptophyta, Magnoliopsida, Brassicales, Brassicaceae. The record is from the annotation of a GenBank genome assembly.
AUGAGAAGUAAUUCUCGUAAGCCCCAUGUUCUGUUCUUCCCUUUCAUGGCUCAUGGCCACAUGAUACCAACUCUAGACAUGGCUAAGCUUUUCUCAAACAGAGGAGCCAAAUCAACAAUCAUCACCACACCUCUCAACUCCAAGAUCCUCCAAAAACCAAUCGACACAUUCAGGAACCUGAAUCCGAAUCUUGAAAUCGAGAUCAAGAUCUUCGAUUUCCCUUGCGUGCAGCUCGGGUUACCAGAAGGAUGCGAAAACCCUGAUUUCUUCUCCAUGAACAACAGUGAAGAUAGACAGUACAUGAGCUUAAAGUUCUUUUCGUCGACAAGGUUUUUCAAAGACCAGCUUGAGAACCUCCUCGAGACAACGAGACCAGACUGUCUUAUUGCCGACAUGUUCUUCCCGUGGGCUACUGAAUCUGCUGAGAAGUUUAAUGUGCCAAGACUUGUGUUCCACGGCAAGGGCUACUUCGCUCUGUCCUCUGAGUAUUGCAUCAGAUUGCAUAAACCACAGAAGAGAGUAGCUUCCAGUUGUGAGCCAUUUGUGAUCCCUGAUCUCCCUGGGAACAUAGUGAUAACUCAAGACCAGAUCUUAGACCGGGACGAAAAAACUGAGAUGGGAAAGUUUAUGACUGAGAUUAAGGAAUCGGAAGUGAAGAGCUCAGGUGUUAUUGUGAACAGCUUCUAUGAGCUUGAGCCUGAUUACGCCGAUUUCUACAAGAGUAAUGUAGCGAAGAGAACGUGGCAUAUUGGUCCGCUCUCUGUUAUAAACAGAGGAUUCGAGGAGAAGGCUGGGAGAGGAAAGAAAGCAAGCAUCGAUGAGAAUGAAUGCCUCAAAUGGCUUGACUCCAUGAAACCUAAUUCAGUCAUCUACAUUUCAUUUGGGAGCUUAGCUUGCAUCAAGAACGAGCAGCUUAUGGAGAUCGCUCUAGGGUUAGAAGCUUCAGGAGCAAGUUUCAUCUGGGUUGUUAGAAAAAAUGCAGGUGAUGAAGAAGAAUGGUUACCAGAAGGGAUGGAGGAGAGAACGAGUGGGAAAGGGAUGAUAAUUAGAGGAUGGGCUCCACAAGUGCUGAUACUUGACCACCAAGCAACCGGUGGGUUCUUGACACAUUGUGGCUGGAACUCGCUUCUCGAAGGAGUGGCUGCAGGGCUACCGAUGGUGACGUGGCCGGUUGGAGCGGAGCAAUUCUACAACGAGAAAUUGGUUACACAAGUGCUGAAAACGGGAGUGAGCGUGGGAGCCAAAAGGCAUGUGAAGGUUAUGGAAGAUUUCAUCAGCAGAGAGAAAGUGGAGAAAGCGGUGAGGGAAGUUCUGGUUGGGGAAGAGGCGGAGGAGAGGCGGAGACGGGCAGAGAAGCUGGCGGAGAUGGCUAAAGCCGCCGUGGAAGAAGGAGGGUCUUCGUUUAACGACCUAAACCGCUUCAUAGAAGAGUUUAGCUCAUAA